CAGUUUCCGCUCAAAGCCCCAGUCUUGGCCUCAGGCCUCUCUGGCUUCUUCCCCAGAACCUUCGGGUGGGGGAAGAGAUUUCCCCCAACAUCUCUCUCCCUGUUCCAUCUGUUUCCUUCCCCUGUCUCCCCUCCCCACUUUACUCCCCUCCCCCAUUUGUCUCCUCACCAUUUGCUUUCCCUCUCCUGUCUCCCCACUCCAAUUUUUUCUCCUCUCCUCACUUCUGUCUCCCCCUCCCCAUCCCUGUCUUCCCCCUGUCUGCCUCCCUCUCCCCAGCCUUGCUCCUGCCAUCAAUUGUCUCCUUCAUCAUCUAUAAGUUUCCGCCUUUCUCCUCUCUCUGCCCCAUUCCCAUUUCUCUCUUCUCAUCUCUCUCUUCAUUGCUCACCUUUCUCCCCAUCUUCCCUACCUCUCUCCCCUGUCUCCUGGACACUCUCUUCCACUAGCCCCUCUCCUUGAUUUCUGAGGUUUCUUUCUCCGCAGCCAAAAGGGGGAGCCGGAGGAGACUACCAGUGAGGGGCGGAGGGGCCCCAGCCCAGGCCCAGAGCCCAGCCUGGCAGCGUCUCUCAGAUCUGGGACGACCAUUUCCUCCUUCAGCCCGGGAGGCCACUCGGGUUACGAGCUCAGGACAGUAGCAACUGGGAGAGUGUGUCUGCUGGUCGGGGAGGCCUUCUUACAAGGAGACCCUGGUCCGGUGGGGGCUCUACGUGAGUCGCUUUGUACCUCUGAGAGAUAAGUGUGUGGUUACUGCUGACUGUUUUCGUCCUUGCAGGACUUGACCUGUGUGAGGAUGUGAGAGUGUGUGGGAGAUAAAUGGAAACUUCCAGUGGGUGGCAGGCGGGUAUCAGGGGCUUGUCUCUGCGCUUUCCAGUUGGUUUGUGUCUCUGUCCUUACUGGUGUGUGACUGAGUGUACUUGGGUGUGCAUGCGCCUGAUGCACAGAUAUGGACACACUCAGCCCACGGGAUAUUUUCCUUGUUGAUGUAUGUGUGUUAUGUGACCACACUUUGAAAAGUUACUGUCCAAAUCUGUGCUGUGUUUCCAGUUGUCUUUUUUAAUUUUUUUUUGCCACACCACAAGGCUUGUGGGAUCCUAGUUCCGUGAUCAGGGAUGCAACCUGGCCCCCGGCAGUGAAAGAGUAGAAUCCUACCACUGGGCCACCAGGGAAUUCCCUCCAGUUGUGUCUUUAUAAUUGGGUGUGCCAGGCAAAUCCAUGGACACACACACAUACACACAGAUUCCAUCGAUCUUUGCUGCUUUGUGCAAUGCUUUGCAUGUCUUAUCAGGGUAUCUGUAUGUCUUUGUGCUGCACUGUUACACAGGAGUAUGUGACUGUCGUGGUCAUGUGUGAGUUCUGGAGCCAUGUUACCUGGGCUGAAUCCCACUGCUGAUCUUUUCUUUGGCUGUGAGCCACAGGCCAGUUGCUCACCCUGUCUGAGGCUCAGUUCUCUGCUGUAAAAUGUGGCUACUUACAGAAACCAGCUCAGGUGGCCAGGAAUAAAUGAGAUACAAAAUGUCGCGUUUAGAGUCACCCCUGCCAGGCAGCAGGUGCUGCUGAUAUUCGCCGUUGUGGUUCUCUGUGAUGUGUGUCUGUGUGUCUAUGUCUGAGGCUGGGAUCCGCCCCAGCCUCCUGGGCCUGCAGCCUCCCACGCUCUGAGCUCUGCUGUUGGGGGAACGUUCAGGGCACUGAACUGUGUUAUCAGGCUCUGGUGGCCUGAGCAGGAGGGUCUGGCAAUUCCCCUUCUGUCCUCACGUGGGAAAUGCUAAAUAUUUACAGUUGGAGCUCCUCGGCUUAGCAUUUCACAGCUCCAGUUCCAGGCUCUGGGUGGCUGGGGGUGGUUACCACGCCUCCUUCCUCCUUGCUCUCCCACUAGCCUCUCCUCUUCUCCAGAGGUCCCGCUGGACACUCUGCUCCUUCUCGGACUUCUUGUAUCUGCUGUGGGCCUUGUGGAACUCAGGGUCUUGGUCGUGAGAGGUCCGCCAUGUCGGCACCCCGGCUGCUCACGUUGCAGCUGCUGCUCCUGCUGGGCGCGUGGUGGGCGCGCGCGGCCGCCCCGCGUUGCACCUACACCUUCGUGCUGCCCCCGCAGAAGUUCACGGGCGCCGUGUGCUGGAGCGGGCCGGCGGCCGCGCGCCCGACGCCGGAGGCCGUGAACGCCAGCGAGGUGGCGGCGCUGCGCGUGCGCGUGAGCCGUCACGAGGAAUUGCUGCGCGAACUUCAGCGGCUGGCAACGGCCGAUGGCGCCGUAGCCGGCGAAGUGCGUGCGCUGCGCAAGGAGAGCCGAGGUUUGAGCGCGCGCCUGGGCCAGCUGCGCGCGCAGCUGCAGCACGAGGCGGGCCCGGGGGCGGGGCCUAGCCCAGGGGCGGAGCCCGCCUCGGCGCUAGCGCUGCUCGGGGAUCGCGUGCUGAACGCCUCGGCCGAGGCGCAGCGCGCUGCCGCCCGUUUCCACCAGCUGGACGUCAAGUUCCGCGAGCUGGCACAGCUAGUCAGCCAGCAGAGUGGCCUCAUCGCCCGCCUGGAGCGCUUGUGCCCGGGGAGUGCGGGCGGACAGCAGCAGGUCCUGCCCCCACCGCUGGUACCUGUGGUCCCUGUCAGUUUGGUGGGUGGCACCGGCGACACCAGCAGGAGGCUAGACUCAGCUGCAGAACCUCAGAGAGAUCAGACCCUGAGACAGCCGGGACCCCUGGCCUCUCCUCUGCCCUCGGGGCAUUCUGCUGUUCCUGCUAAGCCAGCAGGCCCAUGGCGGGAUUGUGCAGAGGCCCGCCAGGCAGGCCAUGGACAGAGUGGAGUGUAUGAGUUACGAGUGGGCCGGCACGUGGUGUCAGCAUGGUGCGAGCAACAGCUGGAGGGAGGAGGCUGGACUGUGAUUCAGAGGCGACAAGAUGGCUCGGUCAACUUCUUCACUACCUGGCAGCACUACAAGGUGGGCUUCGGGCAGCCUGAUGGGGAAUACUGGUUGGGCCUUGAACCUGUGCAUCAGCUCACCAGCCGUGGGGACCAUGAGCUACUGGUGCUCCUUGAAGACUGGGGAGGCCGUGGGGCACGAGCCCACUAUGAUGGUUUUUCCCUGGAGCCUGAGAGUGACCACUACCGCCUGCGGCUUGGCCAGUACCAUGGGGAUGCUGGAGACUCUCUUUCCUGGCACAAUGACAAGCCUUUCAGCACCGUGGAUAGAGACCGAGACUCCUAUUCUGGUAACUGUGCCCUGUACCAGCGGGGAGGCUGGUGGUACCAUGCCUGUGCCCACUCCAACCUCAAUGGCGUGUGGCAUCGAGGUGGCCACUACCGUAGCCGCUACCAGGACGGGGUCUACUGGGCCGAGUUUCGUGGUGGGGCUUACUCUCUCAAGAAGGCUGCCAUGCUGAUCAGGCCCCUGAGGCUGUGACCCUCUGUCCAUCUGUCCCUCAGGUCCCAGGGGAUGUGUGUCAGCAGGAGCCCAAGUUGUCCUGGUCACCCCUCCUUCGUGGCUCCACGCAGACCACGCCCCACAGACCUUUUCCCGUUGUGGAUCUGCAGGGCUUCCCCGGGGCUCUGCAGACAGUGCCCAGGAAUCCCCCUGCCAAUAUCUUGGACCCAGACGGCUCCCCAAGGGCAUUGAGAUCUCAGUUUGAGCUCAUAUUUUAUAACAACACAAAAUAUCCACAGA
Odocoileus virginianus texanus is the source of this 3643-nucleotide messenger RNA. It is a transcript of the gene ANGPTL6, whose product is annotated as angiopoietin like 6. Lineage: Eukaryota; Metazoa; Chordata; Mammalia; Artiodactyla; Cervidae. The record is from RefSeq and is a predicted model, not a curated record.